AUAUUCUUGAGCCACCAGAACAUCUCUGUUUUCAAUUCUGAAAAUCCCAUUCUCUGCUACUGAGCUUACAGAAUUUCAGAAUGGUUUAUUACUUCACCUCAACCGUGGUCAAUCCGUCGGCGUUUGUCUAUGUUGGCAAGGACAAAUUUGAAAAUGAGGAGUUGAUCAAAUUUGGCUGGGAGGAAGAUGUCUGGUUCCACGUAGACAAGCUUUCCUCUGCACACAUUUACCUGCGGCUGCCCAAUCCUGACGACUCAUGGGAGUCGAUUCCGCAGGACCUGCUCAUGGAUCUAGGUCAGCUCACCAAAGCCAACAGCAUCGAGGGCAACAAGAAGGACAACAUCACUGUUAUCUACACGCCAUGGUCGAACCUGAAGAAGGACGGGUCCAUGGCCGUAGGCCAGGUAUCGUUCAAGGAUCAGCGAAAGGUCAAGAGAAUCUUGGUUCCGACGAGGGAGAAUGCCAUCAUCAACCGCCUGAACAAGACCAAGGUCGAGAAACAUUCGGACCUCAUGCAGGAGCGGGAAGACAUGCUGAAGGCGCGCAGACGGAAGGAUAUGGCGGCUGUUCAAGCUAGGAAGAAGGAAGAGGCACGGCUGGCCAAGGAGAGAGCGGAGAAGAAAUACCAGAAGGAUCAUGCAUAUGAUGACAUAUUCUCUGAGGAGAACAUGGCUGCUUCUAGCAACCAGGAUCGGGACGAAGGAUGGGAGUCUGAUUUCAUGUAAACCUGUCACAGUACAGCCUGUCAUUUUGGGACAGCCUGACCCUAAGCACAAUACAGUAAAAUCCACAGGAACUUAUGACAUAUGCAUGUUCAAGAAUUGCUUGUUAGAGAGAGAAGUCCUAUAUGUAGCUUGCGACGUUCUCAGACCAACAUACUGAAUGCACACUCUAAAACGAACAAAAA
Truncatella angustata is the source of this 907-nucleotide messenger RNA. RefSeq lists its product as uncharacterized. Lineage: Eukaryota; Fungi; Ascomycota; Sordariomycetes; Amphisphaeriales; Sporocadaceae. The coding region runs from base 81 to 725 and encodes 214 amino acids. The transcript has 4 exons. The record is from RefSeq and is a predicted model, not a curated record.